AUGGGCAUAGGCAAUCCUGGUAGUACGGAGGAAGACGAGAGACACUCAUUUGAUGAAGAAGAGAUUCAUCCACUGCCCGUGAAUGCUUCUCACGCAAAAUUUUGCUUUCGUAUGAAAAAGCGACAGUUCAGACAAGGCAAUGAUCUAUUCGACUACGAGGACAAAUACCCCGAGGAUCCAAUUUACCAUGAAACUGCACCGAACGCAAGGGUAUGGAGGACAUACGCAGAUGAGAAUGUGAAUUUUGAUGUAAAAAUGGUGGAGGAUUCCAGGGACAAUGUCGACGUCUUGUUGGUUUUCGCGGGACUCUUCUCAGCUGUCGUUUCCACAUUUAUCAUUCAGGCAUCCCAGAGUCUUUCGGCGGACUACACUCAGAUGUCAGCAUCCUUUCUUUUUGAACUGGUGGCUAUUCAACGCGCCCUUGCUAGUGGUGCUGCCAUUGACACAAGUCAACACGUCCUCGUACGACCCUUCUUCAGUCUUCGCGCCUUCCACUGGCAGCAUCUGGGUGAAUAG
This is a messenger RNA of Desarmillaria tabescens, 516 nucleotides long. RefSeq lists its product as uncharacterized. Bases 1 to 516 code for a protein of 171 amino acids. The transcript is spliced from 3 exons. NCBI's taxonomy places the organism in Eukaryota, Fungi, Basidiomycota, Agaricomycetes, Agaricales, Physalacriaceae. The record is from RefSeq and is a predicted model, not a curated record.